AUGUCCUUCAACCGGAAGUUCCCAUCUCGCCAUGUCCAUACUCUCAAGACUCACAAUGGCCCCGUCAAUACGGUGACAUUUUCGAGUUCUCCUGGAACGUAUGUCCUGACGGGCUCAACCGACCGAGCCAUACACCUGUCCCGAGCACUUCCAAGCUCCGAAACUCAGUCACUCGUCGAAACUACCCGGCCCAUCCAAAAGUACGAGGCGCAUGGGUACUCGGUCCUUGAUAUUGCAGUGAGCGCGGAUAACUCGCGAUUCGCCAGUGUAGGAGGAGAUAGACAAGUCUUUCUUUGGGACGUUGAACAAGGAUCUACUGUGAGGAGAUGGGCAGGCCACUCGAGCCGUGUUGAAGCUGUGCAAUUUGCCGGCGAAGGAGAUUCGGUCGUCGUUUCAGGAAGCGCGGAUACUACAAUCAAUUUGUGGGACUCAAAAUCCAACUCCUACAAGCCUAUCCAAAGCUUGACCGAAGCGUCCGAUACCGUCUCCUCACUGCACGUCCAUAUGCCCACUUAUUCAAUUGCCAGCGGAAGCUACGAUGGGCGAGUCCGAAUAUACGAUCUGCGUAUGGGCCGUACUACUGUAGACGUUAUCGCCCAUCCCGUCACCAGUGUGCGAUGUUCCGCCGACGGCAAUGCUAUCCUUGUUUCCAGCUUGGACGGCAAGAUCCGCAUGCUUGACCGUACCGAUGGGAAACUGCUGAAAGCCUACGGCGGCGAGACGCAGGCAGGCAAAUUUGGAGAAAAGUAUGUGAACAAAUCGCUUCGACUACGGUCUGUGUUUGCCAAAGGGGAUGCCGUCGUCUUGAGCGGAAGUGAACCUGCAGAAAUGGAGACCAAGGGAAACGCGAGUCAAGCGGCCGUGUUCGCGUGGGAUGUUCUCAGCGGUGAAAUUAUCACGACAGUACCAGCUGGAGAAGGUGUCAAGGUUGUAAGUUGCGUCACGUGGAAUGAGAAAGGGCAGUGUUGGGCCGGCGCCUGUGCCGAUGGCACGGUGAAGGUUUACUGUUGA
Molecule: messenger RNA, 1011 nt
Organism: Talaromyces marneffei
Lineage: Eukaryota; Fungi; Ascomycota; Eurotiomycetes; Eurotiales; Trichocomaceae
Exons: 4
Coding region: 1-1011 (336 amino acids)
Biological process (GO): mRNA splicing, via spliceosome
Cellular component (GO): catalytic step 2 spliceosome
Molecular function (GO): protein binding
Source: RefSeq, a predicted model, not a curated record